CGGAGGCGUGGUUUAGCGAAGUCUGCAACGGGAGAGCGAGUGAAGAGACGAGCGGCGAUAAGUGGUUCAGGUGAGAAACAAGUAACACCUGGAUCUCGUUUCAGUGAUUGGCGUGGGGAACUCGCAUUUAAGGAGCGCGACAGCCGGCGAAAGGAGAGAGAGACGGGGACUCGUGAGCGCAGGAAGCUGGAGAGCGAUCGAGCAAACCAGACGCAGUAUCCGUGGCCGAAGUGCUGUUAGAAAGUGCGCGCACCUGCCGCGCUUGUUUGUUUGUUUAUUUGUUUUGUUUUGGUUUUGGAAUAAAGCCUCUCACGAGCCCCGUACGCCGACUCUGGUCUCCUUCCUCUACUCUGAUUGAACCUUCAUUACACUGGUGCCGAAACCCGGGAGGAAGGAGAGCGUUCGCCAUGCAGACUCCGUCAGCUACAUCAGCCUCGCCAUUUGCGGACAUCAUAUCAUCGCUCGCGGGCCUGCACCAAGAACACCACCAGGCCCUGCUGGACCUGCGGGCCGACCAAGACCACCGGUUCCAGGCGAUGAUGCGGGCCCAGCAGGAGGACCGCGAGCUGGUCCGGAGCUUGCUGGACCGGGAGGCUCGGACGGGGUCGGCCUCCCCCAGCGCCCCGCCCCCUCACAUGCCACUCCCCAAGAUGGGACCCACUGACGACCCGGAGGCUUUCCUUGACUUGUUCGAGCGGACUGCGGAGGCGUGUGGGUGGCCGGUGGACAGCUGGCCCGUACGGGUGAUCCCUCUGCUGUCGGGGGAGGCCCAGAAGGCGGCCCAACAACUACCCGUCCCGAACCUCCUGGUCUACGCCGACCUCAGACGAGCCAUCCUCCAGAGGGUGGGCCUCAGCCCAGAACAACAUCGCCAGCGCUUCCGGUCACUGGAGCUGGCCGAGGCGGGCCGACCCUUUGUGUUGGCGCAGCAGCUCCGGGACUCGUGCCGCAAAUGGCUGUUGGCCGGGGACGGCGAUGCCGAAUCCAUCAUCAACGCGGUGGUACUGGAGCAGUUCAUCUCCCGCCUUCCAAAGAAGUCCGCCCAGUGGGUCCAGUGCCACCGCCCGGCGUCGCUGGAUCUGGCCAUCCAACUGGCGGAGGAUCAGCUGGCGGCGUGCUCCGGGGUCGGCGAGCCCCUCCCUGCUGUCUCUCUCUCUCUCUCUGUUUCCCCCUCCCCCCCCACUCCGAAAUCUCUCCCUCUCCCUAGGUCCCGUUGGGUGGGGCCACCGAGGGCUGCGCCCCGCUGGAGGGUGGCGAUGGAGCCUGCGGCCGGGGCCCGAGGUCCCACACGAGGGAUGGCCGCUCCCCAGCGACGGGGGAGUGAAGACACUCCGGCUGCUUCCCCACGUCAAUCCCCUGAGCCACUUCCCGCCACUAGGGCAGCGGGGAGACCCGGGCCAGCCUGCUGGCGUUGCGGGGAUCCGGGCCACUUUGUGGACAGGUGCCCGAUGAUGGAGGUGGGGACACUGGUCCGGAUCCCGGACGACCCGCAGGCUGCCCCCGAUCAAGCCGGGCUGUACCAAAUACCCACCGACGCAUCGGACAGGGGGCUGGGCGCGGUCCUGUCCCAGGAGGUGGGGGGGGAAGACCGCCCGGUGCUGUACAUUAGUCGGAAGCUCUCCAAGAGAGAGACUAAGUACAGCACCAUAGAGAAGGAGUGUUUGGCCAUCAGGUGGGCGGUUCUCACCCUUCGUUACUACCUCCUGGGACGGGAGUUCACCCUCUGCUCGGACCACGCGCCCCUCCAGUGGCUCCACCGCAUGAAGGAUACCAACGCGCGAAUCACCCGUUGGUAUCUAGCUUUACAGCCAUUUAAGUUCAAGGUGAUUCACAGGCCGGGGGCGCAGAUGGCUGUGGCCGAUUUCCUCUCCAGGAAUGGGGGGGGGGGCUGCAGGCCGGAUGGCUCCCCGGCCUGAGUCGGGCGGUGGGGGUAUGUGGCGGAGGCGUGGUUUAGCGAAGUCUGCAACGGGAGAGCGAGUGAAGAGACGAGCGGCGAUAAGUGGUUCAGGUGAGAAACAAGUAACACCUGGAUCUCGUUUCAGUGAUUGGCGUGGGGAACUCGCAUUUAAGGAGCGCGACAGCCGGCGAAAGGAGAGAGAGACGGGGACUCGUGAGCGCAGGAAGCUGGAGAGCGAUCGAGCAAACCAGACGCAGUAUCCGUGGCCGAAGUGCUGUUAGAAAGUGCGCGCACCUGCCGCGCUUGUUUGUUUGUUUAUUUGUUUUGUUUUGGUUUUGGAAUAAAGCCUCUCACGAGCCCCGUACGCCGACUCUGGUCUCCUUCCUCUACUCUGAUUGAACCUUC
Messenger RNA from Carassius gibelio (silver crucian carp), 2302 nucleotides. RefSeq lists its product as uncharacterized. The transcript is spliced from 2 exons. Lineage: Eukaryota; Metazoa; Chordata; Actinopteri; Cypriniformes; Cyprinidae. Bases 408 to 1916 code for a protein of 502 amino acids. The record is from RefSeq and is a predicted model, not a curated record. Gene Ontology annotation, molecular function: nucleic acid binding; zinc ion binding.